AUGGAGGGUGAACUAAUGCCAGCGUCCAUGGAUUCUCCAUCUCCAAACAGGCUCCGCUCUGAUUCUGAAGCCGAAUCUGCCGACAAGAUAUUUCUAACUUUCUUUAUUUUUCUUUUGGUGAAACUCAACCCAAAGGAGGAUCGGAUCAGCUGUUUGCCUGAAGACGUUAUAGGCUUUAUAUUGUCUCUUUUGACGUCUAGAGAAGCACAAGCCACUUGUCUUCUUUCCAGAAGAUGGAGGCAUUUGUCUGCAUGUCGGGUCACCAACCUUGACUUCGACCGGCGUGAGUUGUUGGACGAGAUGAAAGAUAACCCCGAGUUGGCAGAAAAGGAGAGGGAGAGAUACGUGGAAUGGGUGGACAAUGCCUUGUAUCCACAAUAUGAAGGAUACCACCUACGUAGAUUUGCAUUAUGCUUCGACUUGAAUAUUUCAUAUCAGUCUCACAUCGAUCGGUGGAUUAUAUUUGCGUUGGCAAAACAAGUUAAAGUUCUCCAACUGAUUUUCGACCCAACAUCUAUGGAGGAUUUAAUGAAUGAUUGUGACCCAAAUCACUUGCCAUAUCUCUUAGGGCGGGAGACACUUAUGGAUGUUGAUGUAGGGUGUUCACAACAGACUUCAUGUCUAAAUAAUUUUGCCUUUAGCCCUUCUAGUUCUUGGCAUGUUGGCUUGAGGUAUCUUGAAGAGCUCACCUUUCAUCGAAUCACUGUAGAGGGAGAACUCAUUGAGCAAUUGCUUGCCAAUUGUCCGGUUCUAGAGCGAUUGACUUUGAACGAUGCUUUUGGUUUGGAUAGGCUGAGAGUUUCUGGCCGAUCAUUGAAGUUGAAAUACUUGCUCAUGACAUGUUGUGCCGAUCUUGAGUGCGUUGAGAUUUUUGACACAAAUCUUGCAUCCUUCACUAUCAUGGGAAUGGAUAUUCCAAUGUGCUUGGACAAGCUCCCCCAUAUGUCUGAGAUGUCUAUUAUAGGAUCUAGCUGGGGGUUUGUGCAUGCAGCCUUGUUUUUUCUUUCGAGUCUUUCUUGUUUGCAGAUUCUCAAACUUGACUAUGUUACUUCACCUGAUGAAAAGUGGCAUAUUGGUCAAUUGCCUAAAUUGCCAAGUGUCAAGCAAUUGAAAGUGAGUGUUCAAGGAUAUGGAGAUGCAACCCUACUUCCAUUCACUCUGGUGAUCGAGGCAUGUCCCUCCUUGCGAAGUUUUGUGUUUGAGUUGAUGCGGCCGUCAGAGAUGCUAUGCAGGCAGAGAGAAUUGAAAAGAGUUGUUAGACCUUCCCAUAUGUACCUAAAGGAGGUUGAAUUUUACAACUAUUAUGGUCGACCUUGUGAUCAUGAACUGGUGAAUUACCUUGUUGAGAAUGCCAUUGCUCUGGAGAAGUUAGUGGUGAAUCCCUGUGAAGAAGCAUAUUUCUCGGAUGGGAUGAAAAGACUGAUGGAACCUAGAGAACGUGCUCUACAACAGCUCAAGGGAAAGUUACCUUCUAGAAUUGAGCUGAUGAUUAAUUAA
Eucalyptus grandis is the source of this 1497-nucleotide messenger RNA. Its product is annotated as putative F-box protein At3g58860. The transcript has 4 exons. The record is from RefSeq and is a predicted model, not a curated record. The coding region runs from base 1 to 1497 and encodes 498 amino acids. Gene Ontology annotation, molecular function: protein binding. Lineage: Eukaryota; Viridiplantae; Streptophyta; Magnoliopsida; Myrtales; Myrtaceae.